Molecule: messenger RNA, 981 nt
Organism: Cladophialophora psammophila CBS 110553
Lineage: Eukaryota; Fungi; Ascomycota; Eurotiomycetes; Chaetothyriales; Herpotrichiellaceae
Exons: 2
Coding region: 1-981 (326 amino acids)
Biological process (GO): translation
Cellular component (GO): mitochondrion
Molecular function (GO): ribosomal large subunit binding
Source: RefSeq, a predicted model, not a curated record
AUGCCUCCACGAAGCAAAAAUGUGGCACAAGUCAUCCGACAGCUGCCCCCAGCGCAUGUGCUACCGCGCACGUUGCAGCGAUCCCUCUGCCUCCAAUGCCAAACUCGACUGCUUCAGUCUUGUUCACCGAGACGCGUACCCCCGUCGACAGUGUCCGUAAAAUCCCAUCAACUCACAAACAGAGCCUUCUCCACCUCUCCAUUCCUGCUCAAGAAAUCCUCAUCGUCGUCCAAAUCCUCCCGAAAAUCCCCAUCCGUCGACUCCCUCACACACAAAGAUGCCGUGCACAUCCCGGACAACAAAGCCACGCGCAACCGCGACAGCGAAAUCGAUCCUUACGACUUCUCCGAGCUCGAGGCCGGGAUCGCCAAGGCCGUCGCGCGUCUAAAGGAUGCGCUGGUCAAGACGAAAGACGCGGGCAGAGUCACGCCGGAAAUGAUCGAGGUGCUGCCCGUGGAGAUCAAUGUCAAGGGAGCGGAGACGGGGAGAGGAAGCCCGCACAAGGAAAAAGUCAAGGUGGGAGAUCUGGCGAGUGUCGUUGCCAAGGGGGGAAGGAGUGUACAGAUAUUCUGUGCGGAAGAGGCUCACGUCAAGCCUAUAGCAUCAGCGCUGCUGGCAAGUCCCUACAGCCUCGUCCCGCAAACCACCGCCCCUCACACGCCUGGCACGACCUCUGUCUCUCAAUCCAACCCGCCGACCUCCUCCAACCACUUACUCAUAACCGUGCCGGUCCCGCCCAUCACAGCGGAGACACGCAACCUCGCGCGCGCCGAGGCCAAAAAGAUGUUCGAACGUGCGUCCCAAGAGGUGCGGAAUGCGAGGAGCGACGCGCAAAAGCGGUUUCGGAAGAUGGAGUUGGGAAAACUGGUCAUUGUGGACGAAUUGCGAAAGGCGCACAAGCAGAUGGAGGAGGUUGUGAAGAAGGGCCAGGAUGAGGUCAAGAAGGUUUAUGAAGCGAGCUUGAAGGCUUUGGAUGGAUGA